AUGUGCAUUAAUGGAUUUCUGAUAUCAAGUUUUGGCACAAUAUUUACUGCAGCAACGAGUGUUAGAGGAGAAUGGAUUUUUGGAGAAUCUGUUUGCCAAAUGCAUUCUUUUAUAGUAUUCUUCCUAGGUCUUGCAAUAAUCGCUACUUUGACAAGUAUGGCUAUAGAGAAAUAUAUUGUCAUCAAAAAGGAAUCAAGAAACGUGGUGACAAAAAGAGUUUGCCUUUCUCAUAUACAUUAUGAUCAACAGUGUGCUUUCAGUUUAGCAUGGUCGCCAUAUGCCAUUCAUUGUGUUGUAUCGAUGCUCGGUAUUACAAAAGGAAUGUCUCCUUUUGUAGCAACUAUUCCAGCUUUGAUCGCAAAAUCGUCAGUAAUUUAUCAUCCUUUUAUUUAUGUGUUUAAAAACAGACCACUGAAGACUGUGCUUCUAAAAACACUUCACUGCUCAGCCAAAAACAAAAAACAUGUUCGUGGAGUUCACUGUACCUUGCCAUUACAGGAAUUCAAUGGGUCAAGUUUGAAUCGAAGAGGUCCAACAGUAACAUUUACAAUGGACGAAGAAGCAGACUUUUCGUUAAUAGCACCAAAUAAUAAUGUUGAAAAUAUUGAACGUGUUUAUGAAUUUCCGUCGUAGACUACUUGAGAAUAACUAAGCUCAACUUGUUUAUGCUUCAACAUUCCUUUGAUAUCGUUAAAUUAAUGUUACAACGAACGAAUGCUAUGUAAUAUUCUGUUGCAUUGCUUGUAUUGUUUUCCACAUGAACGUGUUAUGUAUUCGAGAUCUAAAUAAUGAC
Mytilus californianus (California mussel) is the source of this 793-nucleotide messenger RNA. RefSeq names its product visual pigment-like receptor peropsin. Gene Ontology annotation, biological process: G protein-coupled receptor signaling pathway. The transcript is spliced from 3 exons. Lineage: Eukaryota; Metazoa; Mollusca; Bivalvia; Mytilida; Mytilidae. Gene Ontology annotation, cellular component: membrane. The record is from RefSeq and is a predicted model, not a curated record. Gene Ontology annotation, molecular function: G protein-coupled receptor activity. Bases 1 to 633 code for a protein of 210 amino acids.